This is a messenger RNA of Mercurialis annua (annual mercury), 1421 nucleotides long. RefSeq names its product F-box protein CPR1-like. Lineage: Eukaryota; Viridiplantae; Streptophyta; Magnoliopsida; Malpighiales; Euphorbiaceae. The transcript has a single exon. The record is from RefSeq and is a predicted model, not a curated record. Bases 123 to 1319 code for a protein of 398 amino acids. Gene Ontology annotation, molecular function: protein binding.
UUUCAUAAUUCAUACUCGGAUUUCUCAAAAGAGGAAACCCUCAGAAAAUAGCAUUGAACUCGCAACCCUAAUCUCAUAUUUCUUAGGAAAACGGAACUCGCCGCUGAUCUCAUGAAAUAACAAUGUCAGAACGGUUCUCACUCGAAAUUCUCUUCACCAUAUUCACUCAUUUACCCGUCAAAUCUCUGAUGCGCUUCAGGUGCGUGUCCAAAUCAUGUUGUUCCUUAAUCGACAGCCCGGAAUUCACCAAUGCCCAUCCUGAUCUCAAUAACAAUCGCAAACUCAUUCUCGGCGAUUGGCACCUCGAGGGUUGGAUCUACCUUAUAGACUUAGAUGCUUCUCCACUUAUCAGUCCAUUGAAUAUCGAACGCCUGCGAAAGCCAUCCGUGGAAACUCCUGACAAUUUCAUUCCUAUAAAUCCUGACGGCGUGUUUGGAUCUUGUAACGGCGUGGUUGCUAUGUAUAACAAACAAGGAAUCUCUCUGUGGAAUCCGUCGACUAACAUGUUUAAAUCUUUUCCCCUCUGGAUCGUUGAUAUCGUGUUUGAUGGAUUCGGGUACGAUUCAGUUUCUGGUGACUAUAAGGUGAUCAUGCUCACUAAAUUAUUUUCUGAAGAUUUCUUAAGAGUUAUGAUAUAUAGUGUAAAAAAUAAUUCAUUAAGAAGGAUUGAUGAUCUUCACAGCCCUGUACCUUACGCCUAUGAUUACGAGAUUUCUGGUGUUCUUGUGGGUUUCGUCUUGCAUUGGGUAGCUCAUCCUCGUGGAGUGGUGUCUGCAUAUCAUAAUUUCAUUCUUGCCUUUGAUCUUAGAGAUGAAACGUUCCAUCAGGUGCCACAGCCGCGGGAUAUGAUAGAUGUAGAAAACAAAGUGUUCGAUGUGGUUUCAGAACUUGGAGGAUGCCUUAGUAUAAGCUAUCGUUAUCAGGGUCGUGUUGAUAUUUGGAUUAUGAAGGAAUACGGGAUCGAGGAUUCUUGGACGAAAUUGGUCUCUCUACAUAGUCGUGAAAAUUUUAGUUUAUUUUAUAGAUUGAAACCUUUAUGCUACUCAAAAGAAGGUGAUAAAGUUUUGCUAGACUAUAAUAAAGGGACAGUGCUCAUUUUAUAUGAUCUAAAGGAUCAAAGUGUAGAUGGACUGCACAUGAGUAAAGCCUCAGAAAGAAAGGAGAAGACUUAUUGUGUGUGUAAGUGUGGAUUUAUAUGCGCAACAACCCCAGCAUUUCCCAUUGUUAAUGGUGGAUCGAGCAAGAAAAUGCCGAGGAAGAAGAACAUCAAAAGUAAUUGCAAGAGAAAGGCAAGGAAGAGGAAGACCAACAUUCGGUGAUCUUCUGAGUCUGAUGCUAUAUAAUCCUCAACAUUGUGUGUGUCAUUUCGUAUUGAUUUUUUUAGCCAUUAAUUAUAUUUAUUCAUUACCUUGUUUUAUCAA